Trichomycterus rosablanca is the source of this 477-nucleotide messenger RNA. It is a transcript of the gene lepb, whose product is annotated as leptin b. Gene Ontology annotation, molecular function: hormone activity. Lineage: Eukaryota; Metazoa; Chordata; Actinopteri; Siluriformes; Trichomycteridae. Gene Ontology annotation, biological process: signal transduction. Gene Ontology annotation, cellular component: extracellular region. The transcript has 2 exons. The record is from RefSeq and is a predicted model, not a curated record.
AUGUAGAUGUAUGCUUCUCUUGCUCUUCUCUGCAUCGUCAUGACAGCUGUUAUGGCCCCAACAGUCUGCAUUCCUGUGAUUACAUCUGACAUGGUUCUCAUAGUUGCAAAAAUGGCUGUGGCAAGAAUAAAAAUGAUCAAAGAUGAGCACUUCCAGAUGUCACCAAAGAUUGACUUUGACCUUGGCAUUGGCACACCCAUUGAAGGCUUAAGCUCUAUUUUGAUACAUCUCAGCUACAUGAAGUUGCGAGUUCCCCCAGCACACCACCUUGGACAGUUGCAGAUGGAUCUGGAGACAUUACUCACCAGCCUUGAGAGGGUUGCAAUGUCACAGGACUGCCCGCUGCCCCAGCCAGCCAUUAAUUUGCAGAAAGAUGAAACAACUUUUCCAAUUACAUCAAGCUACCUGUUUUUGGUGGAACUACAGAGGUACCUGGAGAAGCUUUGCCUUAACCUGGACAAACUAAGGUAUUGCUGA